This is a messenger RNA of Trichosporon asahii var. asahii CBS 2479, 1269 nucleotides long. RefSeq lists its product as uncharacterized. The record is from RefSeq and is a predicted model, not a curated record. Gene Ontology annotation, cellular component: membrane. Bases 1 to 1269 code for a protein of 422 amino acids. The transcript is spliced from 7 exons. NCBI's taxonomy places the organism in Eukaryota, Fungi, Basidiomycota, Tremellomycetes, Trichosporonales, Trichosporonaceae.
AUGUCCGUGGUCUCUAAGAACCCCUUCGACCUCCUCGGUGACGACGGUGAGGAGCGCUCUGCCGGCGCCCCCGCUGCUGCUUCCAAGGCCAAGGCUACCCCUGCCCCCGCUUCGCAGCAGCCUAAGGUCGUCCCCGGCGCUGCCCCCAAGGGCGGCCGUGGUGCGCGCUACCCCUCGCGCGGCGGACCCCGCAACGUCUACCGCGAGGAGCGCGCCGUUGAGGGUGGUAACGACGGCUUUGAGGGCGAGCGUGUCGCCCCCCCUAGGAAGGAGCACCAGGGCCGUGACCGCCACACCAAGGGCCCCCGUGAGGACCGCACUCACACCGGCCCCCGCUCGCGCGCCCCCGGCGCUGCCCGUGGCGGCAAGGGUGCCCGUGGUGGUGCCCGUGGCGGCGCUGCCGCCCCCGCCGGCGAGAAGAAGCCCACCGAGACCUGGAACAACGACGAGGGCAAGGCUGAGCUGACCGCCGAGAACCAGGGUGAGAAGGACGCCGUCGCCGACGCCGCCGCCCCUGAGGAGGAGACCGAGGAGGCUGAGCCCGAGGACAACUCCAAGACCCUCGACCAGUACCUCGCCGAGCGGGCUGAGGCUGCCCUCUCUGGCAACCUCGGCAAGAAGGAGGCCCGUCAGGUCAACACCGACGACGUCAAGGGCACCGAGUUCAAGCGCGAGGACCCCGAGGAGUUCUUCGUCGGCAAGUCCAAGCCCAAGGCCGAGAAGGAGGCCAAGGCCAAGAAGGAGAAGAUCUUCGUCGACGGACAGUUCGCUUCCCCCGCUCGUGCUCCCCGCACUGAGCGCCCCGCUGGUCGCGGACGUGGCGGCAACCGCGGUGCCGCCCGUGGCCAGGGAGCUCCCCGCGGUAACGCCCGCGGCGGUGCCGUGGCCCCCGCCAGGCCGCCGUUGACGCCAACGACGAGUCGUCGUUCCCCGCCCUUGGCUCGAAGCUUCAUCUACGCCGCCAUCAUCGCCGCGGGCGGCGCGAUGGGCUACAUUAAGAAGGGGUCGGUCGCGUCUCUGGCCAUGGGCGGCCUCUCGGGCCUCCUCGCUGCCAUUGGCGCCUACAACCCCCGCAACGUCCGCCUGUCCCUGAUCGUCACCUUUGCCCUCAGCGGCAUCAUGGGCAUGCGCUUCAUCAGGUCGCACAAGUUCAUGCCCGCUGGUCUUGGUCCUCUCCCUCCUCAUGCUGUUCCGGUAUGGCGCCCGCAUUCCCCAGUAAAGGACUCUAUGAUGCAGUUUUGGAAGAAGCAAUGUGAACAAGAAUGCUGA